AUACUGAUAGAUUAAGUUUGUUUAUACCAUUGUUUUUUAAGUUGUCGUUCAAAGUUUUUAAUACAUGUAUUAUGUUAGGCGUGUACGUUAGCUAAACUGUUUUUUUUAUUUCGUUUUAAAAUCGUAGCUAGCUUAUCACGCUGUGUGGAAAAUGUAUGGACACCUUACAGUAUGGACUUUAUAUUGUUUUAUAAUUUCAUUAAGCGACGGCAGGGUUAUGGUAGGGGUACAGAUCCAGUCCUACUCAAACGACAAUGGGACCUCCUAUGGGCCUGUGGGCAGUACCCGGAAGUGCUGUGACGGUCCUCAGCGCGCGGACUGUACUUCCGGUGACACAUGUGACACAUAUUUUGACAUAUGCGUCGGCAGGAUGGAGGGUCAAUGGGGUUGUGAAGGAGCAUUCUUGAAAACCAGGCCGCUAAAUGACACAAAUCACUUAGAAAAUCAAACCCUCAUGGAAAGUAUGGCGGAUAGUUGGCAACAGGGAAACCUCGUAUUCGUGUUCGUUUACGACGCCGACAACGACGGCUUGGUGGAGAAACACGACCACAUCGACACGCUCAUAGACGAGAUCGCUUUCCUGCCGACGCCGACGUUUGACGCCUCUGCCACACACACCUUCUCCUGGGUCGGGAAGACGUCAAUGACCAUCUUAGUCAACCUUUGGUGUGCUAAUGAUUACUAUGGACCGGACUGUAACGUCCACUGCAAAGCCAUACCGCCGAUGUCUAACUGCGAGCGACAGACGGGAAAACUGAUGUGUCAGCCAUCAGAUGCGCUUAUUCUCGAUUUCUCCGAGACGCUAAACAAGACCUUGUUUCGUGACCUGCCGUACAACGUGAACCACUUUGUGCGACAGGAAGUGUGCCCGGGCGAGCGUGCCGAGGUCGACUACCUCAAGUACGACGAAGACAGCAAUACAUUGUCUUUCAACCUUGACUGUGACGACCGCCCUGUGCUAGACGUAGAGUUCGAGUCGCUGUUGCAGCUAGAAACCCGGGAGUCCCUCGCCUCUUACUUGCCGUUCGAGGUGGUCACCGGUCCGCGGGUGACCCCAACCGGAUAUGGCGAGCACGUAAAGCCGAACGUCUAUGUCGGUAUCGAGAUCCUUAAUAUUGCGAAUCCUUCCGGUACGUCAUUUGAUGGCGUCGAUAUGGCGGGCCAAAGACGCUGCUGUGACGAACCACGGACCUCCCAGUGCGAGACUGCGGACGACACCUGUGACCUGUCAGUCUCCAUCUGCAUCGGAGAAAUGACAUCGGCGGGCAUCUGUAUUGGCUCCGUGUCCAUUUUCCCCGUGUUCCCGAACACCACAUCCGUCUCGGCGUGUGGUGGCGUCUACCUGGACCUCACCAACAACGUGGCGCUGGUGGCGCACGCGACUGUUGGCGGCAUGAAGCUCGUGCAGAAUGUAACCAGCGUUUUCGUCAUUAUAAAGGACAGCGAUCUUGGCGGUAAUUCGUCCGACAUUAUUGACGUCCUUAGCGCAAACGUGACGGUAACUCCGGGACCGAACGUAACUAAUACUAACGUAACACAGGUCAAAAUGGUCAACGUAGCAAGCAUCACUCUACGACUGAUAUUUUGGUGUACGGAAGGCCAUUCGGGACCGUUGUGUCAUGCCGAUAAUGGGACAGACCGGUGUCAGGAUGGUUGGUAUGGUAACGAAUGUGAAAUACAGUUCAAUCCAUGCAGCCCGAGUCCGUGCAAAAAUGGUGGACAAUGCAUCCUUAACCAAACGGACACCACCGAUUCCACGUGCAAGUGUCCUUUCGGCUUCACCGACAAAUAUUGCCAAACUGAUAUUGACGAGUGUGAAAUGAACGUGUGCCAGCACAGUGCCACGUGCGUUAAUUCAUACGGUUCAUUUGAGUGCGAUUGCGCAUCCCUGUGGAAGGGGACGCUGUGUACUGAUAGCAUACUUCCGGCUUGUGAUCCAAACCCGUGCGCCUCGGGUAAAUGUAUGGCGGAUAUCACAAAAGACGAAGGGUACCGGUGUAUUUGUGAUAUUGGGUACGAUGGGGUAAAUUGUAACCAAGAAACGGCCUGUGCUGGGUGCAGAAACGGCGUGUGUACGAUGACCAACGGGGAUCAGCAAUGCAGCUGUAAUUUGGGAUAUCAAGGGGAACACUGUGACACGGACGUGAAUGAGUGCGACAGCUUUGUUUGCAUGAAUAACGCAACGUGUCACAACAAGAUCGGAAACUUCAGCUGCGAGUGUCGCGAUGGUUUCAGCGGGGCGCUUUGCAGCGAAGCCUCUGGACCUUGCGAGAAAAUCAACUGCAUGAACGGGGGAGCUUGCCUUGACAUUGGUGGGCCGGACUAUCUGUGCAUGUGCUCGAUUGACUUCACUGGAGACCUGUGUGAUACGAAGAUAGACCACUGUCAAAAUGUCAUAUGCGAUAACAAUGGUACGUGUACAAACAUAUUUGAAGAUUUUCUUUGUAUUAACUGUUCGUCAGGCUGGAUAGGCAAGACGUGCGAUGUUGAUAUCGACGAAUGUUCGAGAGGAAAAUGCGUGCACGCGAACAGCUGUUCGAACGCUCCCGGAACGUACUCCUGCGACUGUCUGGAUGGCUGGACAGGCGACAACUGCGACCAGGACCUGGACGAGUGUAGCGGGCCUUUUAAGCCUCUGUGUCCACACGGCAACUGCACCAAUUCGCCGGGUAGCUUCAAGUGUGUCUGCAAUACGGGCUACACGGGCGUCCACUGCGAAAACGAACUGGUGUUCUGUCAGACAAACAACUGCAGCGGACAUGGGACCUGCUACGAGCAACCAGCUGGACACUGUGACUGUGCAGGUGGAUUCACUGGAGUUUCCUGCGAGUCAGAUGUCGACGAAUGUGCAAUGCCGGUGUGUGGAAUAAAUGCAUUCAAUUGCUCAAACACACCGGGAUCGUAUUCUUGCACGUGCGAGCAGGGUUGGCAAGGCAAAAAUUGCUCCGAAGAUAUCAAUGAGUGCUCGGCGGUUACAACCAUACCGUGUCAUGGAAACGGGAUGUGUCGAAACACACCGGGAAAUUACUCCUGCACGUGUUUUCCGGGAUUCAUGGGUCACGACUGCGAAACUUACGUCGAUGUGUGUAAACAGACGACGUGCAAGAACAAUGGCACGUGUGUUGUCCGUCAGGAAGAGACGCGCUGCGUUUGUACGGAAAACUGGUCCGGAAUAUCGUGCGAGGAUGAUGUAGACGAGUGUGAAAAGGGCGACCCGUGUUACAGGCUGGGACUGUGCGUGAACACGGACGGCUCCUACUACUGCGACUGUUACCAAGGGUGGACCGGAAGUGACUGCCGGACCGACGUAAACGAGUGCAUAGAGGGAGCCAAUCCAUGUCAACAUAAGAGCGUGUGCACGAAUAGUCCCGGAAGCUACUCGUGCGCAUGCCUGAUGGGUUGGAUUGGUAUGAACUGCGAAGUACCGACGAGUAGCGUCAUAAAUGGCGAACGUUUGCUGUUCACAUUCGCGACCAACAUUUCAACGGAAGUCAUUCCGAGGCUCGUAUCCGCCGUCUACACGUUCUGUGUUGCACGCCUGUUUAACUCCACGAACUUUCAAUUCAGCAAAGGUGUCGUCAGAGGUUCUACUCUUGAGGUGGUCGUCCAGUCCAAUACAAUCCUCUUAAACCAGCCCACUCUAUCGGACGCAUUGGCGGAUGUAGCCAACAACACCAAGGCGUUCCCCAUUCCAGUUACUGACAUUGUAUUUUUUAGCGACGUAGCACCAUCGUCUGUCGCUACGUCUACAGCUACUGUGAUAAAACGUUCAUCGUCUGUCGCUUCUCCUACAACUACUGUUCUAAGACGCACAUCGUCUGUCGCUACUCCUACAACUUCUGUGGUAGAACGCACAUCGUCUGUCUCUACUCAUACAACUAAUGGGAUAAGACAUACAUCGUAUUUCGCUACUUCUACAACUAAUGUGGGUAAUACAAAUGCACGUGUUUUCACAACGCACGUGCAGAGUUGGGCGUCCAAGUACUGGCCGGUGUUCGUGUGCGCCGCUGCAGCCGUCAUGAUCGGCCUCGUGGUAACGGCGGGUUGCCUUCGGGACCGACGCAAGAAGUUCAGUUCAGAUGACAACUAUAAUCAACCCAUCUUCAAUGGCGAGCUCCACCUUUACAAUGGUCUCUCGUGAGAUUGGUACCUGGUUUCAUAAAGGGCUCGACCUUACCCUUGAUUUUGUUAAUCUCAAAACCAAAUGCAUGCCUAUGUGGUCGAAGGUAUUGGCUGAAAACAUUAGGCAGCUGAGAACCCACAGUGCGAUAUUAUCCGAAUGGUCUUGAAUAAUGUAAAAACAUUGUGUAAAUAUUUCAUAAUUAAUGUAUACAUGUGUUUUAUGUGGUUUUUACAUGUGUAAUGUUAGAUAAUAAUUAAAAUUUCAAAGGUGAAA
Messenger RNA from Dreissena polymorpha, 4396 nucleotides. RefSeq names its product protein jagged-2-like. The transcript has 16 exons. The record is from RefSeq and is a predicted model, not a curated record. Gene Ontology annotation, biological process: establishment or maintenance of epithelial cell apical/basal polarity; heterophilic cell-cell adhesion. Gene Ontology annotation, cellular component: plasma membrane; protein-containing complex. Bases 152 to 4141 code for a protein of 1329 amino acids. Lineage: Eukaryota; Metazoa; Mollusca; Bivalvia; Myida; Dreissenidae. Gene Ontology annotation, molecular function: calcium ion binding.